This is a messenger RNA of Ornithorhynchus anatinus (platypus), 1449 nucleotides long. RefSeq names its product methyltransferase like 11B (gene NTMT2). Gene Ontology annotation, cellular component: cytoplasm. The record is from RefSeq and is a predicted model, not a curated record. Gene Ontology annotation, molecular function: N-terminal protein N-methyltransferase activity. Lineage: Eukaryota; Metazoa; Chordata; Mammalia; Monotremata; Ornithorhynchidae. Bases 577 to 1353 code for a protein of 258 amino acids. The transcript is spliced from 4 exons. Gene Ontology annotation, biological process: N-terminal protein amino acid methylation.
AUAGCAGACUUGAAAGACAGGUUCCCUGCCCGCAGGAGCUUCUAGUCUAGAGAUACUAGAACACUCUGUCAGGAGCCUCCUGGCGGAUACCGUCCUGCCCGGAGGCGGGGAGAUGGUCCAGAUGACCUCUGGAGUGCCCUUCUGGCCUACGGGUCUAUGCCCAGGGAGAAUUGCUGGAAACAUGGCCAUAAGAUCUCUUUCGGCCCACAUGACCCUAAGGCAUGCAAGUGGAACAAGUUAGAGUGGAGCAGAAUUUCAAGGUACGAGCGGUACGUGUGUGAACGCGUGUUGGAAGGACGGCGGGGAGGGAAGAUAUACAUUUUCCCCGAUGCAGCGGUAUCACGGAGUGGGCUUCCAUCACGGCUCAGCACCCGCUAGCUCGGAGGGGCUGACGUCCGAGAGGUUAGCCUGGGAAAGGGCCAGAAUCCUGAGUUCCCCACGGUCACCCUCCCGAAACACCCUGCUGGAUAUCAAUACGGUGACCGCACACUGAGAGGUGUAGUCUCAGGCGGCCAGAGGACAGGGGUCUUCUUCAAGAGCCAAGCAGGCGGGCUUCCCUCCUCCCUAGGAAGAAUCAUGACUGCCCUCACCAUGGCACAUCUGAGAGCCCACUUGGCUUUCAGGUCUCGCUGGCACAAGACCGACGAUGAACUCCGUCGACCCAGCAUGUCCUUUAUCCUGCAUCGGGCCGUUCGCACCGACUUCUUUCAGAGUUACCUCUACCCGCUGGAAAAGCUUCCUCCGGGAUCUGGUAGCAGACCGGACAGGAGGGCGGACUCGGUCGUAACAGGCCCUGGAAAAACCGGCACCGACUGUGCCCUGGACUGUGGUUCUGGGAUAGGACGGGUCAGCAAACACGUCCUGCUGCCCGCGUCCGGCCGCGUGGAGCUCGUGGACAUGAUGGAACCCUUCCCGGCCGAAGCCCCGAACUGUCUGCGUGUCGAAGGGGACAGGGUUGAAACCUUCAACUGUUACAGCCUCCGGGAGUUCACUCCCGCUAACGGAAGAUAUGACGUCAUUUGGAUCCAGUGGGUGUCCGGAUACCUGACCGACAAAGACCUUCUAGAGUUUCUGUCCCGGUGCCGGGCAGGGCUGAAAGAGAAUGGCGUGGUCAUCCCGAAGGACAACGCUGCCCGGGAGGGCCGUGUCCUGGACACGUCGGACAGCAGCGUGAUCCGAGACCUGGAGAUCCUCCGGAGCCUCACAGAGGAGAGUGGCCCGGAGCUCCUGAGGGAGGAGAAACAAGAGGGCUUUCCGGACCAGUGUGUUCCCGUGUGGAUGCUUGCCCUGCACGACGCCGGUCGUUCUUUAAAAUGGGGAAACCCCCGGGGAGAACAGGUGGGGACAGGAUGAAUUCGCCUUUAAGAUGGCGUCAGAAAUCGGAGGUGGAACUUAAUAUUCAUGAUAAUAGCGGUAUCUGUUGAGCGCCACGUGCCAGGCGCUGUACUU